This is a messenger RNA of Cloeon dipterum, 1342 nucleotides long. RefSeq lists its product as uncharacterized. The transcript has a single exon. Lineage: Eukaryota; Metazoa; Arthropoda; Insecta; Ephemeroptera; Baetidae. Bases 51 to 1319 code for a protein of 422 amino acids. The record is from RefSeq and is a predicted model, not a curated record.
ACAACUGGCUCGCACUCACAAUCAGAGGCUGCGUUCAAUCCGCCGCAGUCAUGGGCGAUGACAAGAAAAGCCUCGUGCAUCCGGGUGAUCUUCUGGCAGCCGUGAGGACAGUCUACGGACCGCAAUGCCGAAUAAUCGACCUGGAGGUAACGCACGGCACCGAAACCGUGCAAGGGUUCUUGUCGUUGAUGCUGAGUGUGAAGGUCAAAGUGAAGACCCACCUGGGUGACUUGAAAGAACUCCAGGUGAUGGUCAAGCGGCGUCCGGUGUUGGCUGCCCACGUGGCCAUGAUCGAGGCCAUGGGCAAUAAUGUCAUGGCCCGCGAGAGUGCCUUUUUCAACACCAUUUUUCCGCUGAUGAAGAAGAACUGCCCCGAUUUGCCCAUCGUCCGCGCCCUGGUGGCUCACGAGGAUGCGAUCAUCAUGGAGGACCUGCGAGCAUCAGGGUUCGCCACCAUCGCCAAGUCAUUGCAGGACAUUGGGAGGAAUAAAAAGCUGACGUUUCCGCUCGCGAGAAUGUGCGUACGGAAGCUGGCGAAAAUCCACGCAUCAUCGGUCAACAUCAAGUGGAGAAAGGUCAUGCCAGCCGACUUCUUUGACACCGACCCACUUCUGGAGGGCAAAGGUUCGGAGCAGUUCAAGGCGUUCUUUAAUUUAACGGUCCAGUCUGUGAUAAUUCCCAUCAUGAAGAAAAUAUAUUUGGACACUCCGUCUGUCGGCUCGUUUGUCGAGUUCAUCGGCAGUCCGGAAUUCUUCAACAACGUCCUCCAAUUUUUCAAGUACGACGAGGAAAACGGACCUAAUGUGAUUCUGCACGGCGACUGCCACUUGAACAACAUGAUGUUCAAAAUGGACAAAGACGGCAAUGCGUGCGACAUACGCUUCAUCGACUUCCAAAUCAUCCGCCACGGGCCGGCCUGCACUGACUUGAUUUACUUCUUGUACGUCAACGCGACGAAGGAGUUCAGGGAGAACCACGAAAUGGACAUUGUUCGCGCAUACGUAGAGGCCUUCAACGCCGAGGUGUGCACCACCCCGGACAUCAUCGACUUUGACAAGUUCUGGAAGAGCUACGAAAGGGCGCGGUACUACGGCGUCGUCAUCGCCAUGGCCAUCAGACCUUUGCAGUUCAUGCCGGCGUUCGAGCCAGCGAGCAACAAGGGUGAGCUCACCGACGAGUUCUUUGCGCAGGCGGAUCAGCUCGACCUAUUUGCAGCGACUGCAAUGGCUGCGUUUGAAACUGACGAAGAAUUCAAACGCGAAGUGACUGAUAUUAUUUCUCAUACUUUGUCAGUGUUGAACAAGUAUGUCUUCUUGUAAUAAAAAUCGCCAUUGAAGUGUUA